Acipenser ruthenus (sterlet) is the source of this 936-nucleotide messenger RNA. RefSeq names its product cysteine-rich venom protein natrin-1-like. Gene Ontology annotation, cellular component: extracellular region. The record is from RefSeq and is a predicted model, not a curated record. The transcript is spliced from 6 exons. Bases 285 to 842 code for a protein of 185 amino acids. Lineage: Eukaryota; Metazoa; Chordata; Actinopteri; Acipenseriformes; Acipenseridae.
GUCAAUAAAACAGAUCAUUUGGUCUGGUGGUUCUUCUUUUAGAGUGGCUAAAUUCUAAAUUAAGGAGAAAAAUCAAGGUUAAUAGAAGUGCCCAGACAGGGAAUCUGUUGUGUAUAUACAGUAGAUAGAUAGAUAGAUAUACACACACAAAACCAUUUGUGCUAACUGGAAAAAUCUCUGCUAAUAUAUCAACAGAUAUAUUGACUAAUGAUCCCAAUGUUCAGAAAACCAUUGUUGACAAACACAAUGCCUUGAGGAGAGCUGUGACCCCACCUGCCAGCAACAUGUUAAAGAUGGCAUGGAGUGCAGAGGCAGCUGUUAAUGCUAAGAAAUGGGCCAAUACUUGCUCUAUGAAUCACAGCCCUUCUGACACAAGAAAGAUCAGCACUAGCGGGUGUGGUGAGAAUCUUUACAUGUCCUCCAGUGCAGAUUCCUGGGAUAUGGCAGUCCAGGCCUGGUAUGAUGAAGUCAAAGAUUUUACGUAUGGAGUUGGAUCAACAAAUGGUGCUGUUGUUGGACAUUACACCCAGGUUGUGUGGUACAGGUCUAACAAUGUUGGCUGUGCAGUUGCUAAUUGCCCUGGUUCUAAAUAUGAGUAUUUUUAUGUAUGCCAGUACUGCCCUCCAGGAAACGACCAGAAUUUAUUAACCACACCCUACAAAGCUGGUCCAUCAUGCGGUGACUGCCCAAGUGCUUGUGAAGAUAAGCUCUGCACAAACCCAUGUUCCUACUCGGACAUGUAUACCAACUGUCCUGCUCUGAAAGGGACUUUUGGAUGUGGCCACCCAUCGGUUUUGGCUUGGUGUCCUGCUUCAUGCAAGUGUACAAAUGAAAUCAAAUGAACUGCUCCCUUGAACUUUACAUGCAUGUAACAUCAAUACAAUUUAUUGAUUAAACUGUACUGAUACGUUUGACCUAAUGAUCUAGCAAACACUA